Molecule: messenger RNA, 7829 nt
Organism: Cuscuta epithymum
Lineage: Eukaryota; Viridiplantae; Streptophyta; Magnoliopsida; Solanales; Convolvulaceae
Source: the annotation of a GenBank genome assembly
AGAGAAGACAUCAGAAUGGGUGAAUAGUGAAGAAGUUUCAGAAUAGGCAUGCAGCGAUAAGAAGGCCUAAGGUAUGGGUGUUAUCUUCGUACAAAGCAAGUGGUCUUCAAAAGACAAAUCCUUAUCCUGCUCCAACACAAGAAGACGCAAGUACAACACUUUGGACGUCUAGGAUUAAAUCCUCUUAACCAACGGAGGAGAUUAAUCUAUUGGAGAUGCCUAUAAAAAUAGGCAGAAGCAUGAGAUCAAAAGCAAGUCAUUGAGUUCAAAGCAAGUGGUUCAGUCAUUACACUACGCAUAUCCAGCAAAAGAGAAAGUGCUUGAACACUCUGCUUUGACUCAUGCUUCACUAAGCUCUUAGAUUAGAUCAUAAAUUGUCAUAUUUUUAGAGCUUAGAUUUUAGUUGGUAGGCCAGAAAUUCCUUGUAUUUUACAAGUGGUUGUAAACACUUAGGAGAACAGUUGUUCGGAUCCUAUAGUGUGGUUAGAUAGAUAGAGUACCUUUUGAUCCCCACUGGAUCAAUCGAGAAAAGUCUUAAGGACUGAGUAACUUUGAGUGGUGUUAUACUCAUCGUGAAAAACCUUCAAUCUAGGCCAGAGUUGUCAAGGCUAGAUUGGCACUAAUUGUAUUGGGCUGAAUACUUUAGUGGAAAUCCAUCUGAAAUAGGGUGGGACUGGAUGUAGGAGGAUUACACCACCUCUGAACCAGGAUAUAUCGUGUGUUGAUUUACUUUCAUACAUGCAGAAGCACACACCAAACACAUCUCACUAAAGGAUUGUAGUUUGCCAGCAGCAUCCUAAGCAGUAGUCUUCAUCGACUGUACUGCUUAGCCUACUGCUUAAUAACUCACUCUCCUUGAGAGUGUUUUCCACUAGAAGUUAUCUUACACUCAGAAGGUGCCUCAGCAGUACCCUGGUCUUCACCCUCCUGCUGAGCCCACUGCCCAUCCAUAUGUGUCUUUCCGAACGCCAUAACAAGCCAGAACAAAAAGCCAUCCAAGAGUCAUCCUGUUCUUAACAGUUGCCUCAGCAGUAACCUGCUCACCAGUCUACUGCCAAGCCUACUUCCUCUUGUAACCAGUCUAAACAUCAUCUAAACUAGAAAGUUAUCUCACACUAAGUAUAAAGAGGUUAAAGACUUCCGCUGUGCAUCUAUUAAUCUCUUAAAAGAUUAUAGAUCAACUCAUCUAGAGGGAAAACUUCAUAAAGUUGAAAAAGAUUUAAAAGUCUAUUCACCCCCCCCCCUCUAGACUUUUACCUCUAUCCGGGACCAUCAUAUAUGUCUGAAAUUUUCUUGUGGCUCUGUGUUUACCAUUAAGAAUGUGAGGCAUGUCCCUGAUUUGUGUCAUAACUUGUUAUCUGUUGCUGCUUUGGAGAGUAGUGGGUUACAGGGAAAAUGGAGGAAUGGUUGUAUGAAAAUCCUGAAGAACUCGCUUGUUUUGUUUAAAGCUGAGAAGGUGAAUAACCUUUAUGUGUGCCAUGCUAAACCUUUUGCUGAGUCUGUGAAUGUUGUAUGUUCUGAUAAGACUUCUUUGUGGCAUAAUAGGCUAGGACAUAUGAGCAAUAAGGGUUUAGAUGUCAUGCGUAGGGCUGAUUAUUUUGGUAAGGACUCUGUGGAUUCUGUGCCUUUCUGUGAAUCAUGUGUGUUAGGCAAGCAGCAUAGAGUCAGCUUCCCUCCUUCCUCUUACCCUAAUCUGUCUAAGUGUUCUUCUGUGCUUGAAUAUGUUCAUGCCGAUGUUUGGGGUCCUGCCAGUGUUCCUACCCACGGGGGUAGGAAAUAUUUCCUUUCUAUCAUUGAUGAUUUCUCUAGGAAGGUGUGGGUUUGCCUUUUAGAACACAAGUCUGAUGUGUUUGUGAGGUUUAGGGAGUGGAAAACCCUAGUUGAAAACCAAACUGGCAGGAAGGUUAAAACCCUUAGGACUGAUAACGGGUUAGAGUUCUGUAAUAAGGAGAUGGAUAAGCUGUGUGUGGAUUGUGGGAUAAAAGGGCACAAAACUGUGCCUUAUACUCCCCAACAGAAUGGGAUAGCAGAGAGAAUGAAUAGGUCUCUGUUGGAUAAGGUUAGAAGCAUGUUAGCUACCUCUGGUUUGUCUAAGAAAUUCUGGGGUGAAGCAGUUACUACUACUACCUAUUUGGUUAAUAGGUCCCCGUCUGUCCCUCUUGGUGGUAAGUGUCCUGAAGCCGUCUUUACCGGUAAGCCUCUUGAUCUGUCUAACCUUCGGGUGUUUGGUUGUGCAGCGUAUGCACAUCAACAGGGUGACAAGUUGGAUCCUAGGUCUAAGAAAUGUGUCUUCCUAGGUUAUCCAGAGGGGGUAAAGGGUUACAGGUUAUGGGAUAGGAACCAGGUAGGCUUUAAGGUGGUCCUUAGCAUAAAUGUGGUGUUUAAUGAAACUGAUUUUCCUUGCUUGACCAAGUCUGUUUAUAAUCCUGAGUCUAGGUCUGAUAGUACUCCUAGUGAGGUGGAGUCUGUCCCUGUUGCUGCUAGUCCUUUAUCUGUUGAUCCUGUUAUUACUGAUGAUAUUGUUAUGCAUGAUUCUGAUUCCUCUGAGCAUGAUAGUCCCACCACCUCGAGUGAGGUGGAGCAUUUGCAUGAUACUGAGCAUGAUUUGCAUGAUAUGGGUGCUGAAUAUGAUUUUCAUGAUAACAAUAAUUUGCAUGAGUUGCAUGUGGAGCCUAGUAGUGAUAAUUUCCAUGAUUAUCAACUUGCUAGAGAUAGGAGUAGAAGGGCUAUCAGGAGAACUGCUGAUAGUAUGCCUGAUUAUGCUUUCAUUGUGCAUGAUACUUCUAUGUUUGCAUUUUCUGUGUUUGAAUCCCUAGAGCUGAAUGAACCCAAGACCUACCGUGAAGCCUUAGGUUCCAAAGAGUCUCAGAAAUGGAUUAGUGCCAUGAAAAGUGAGAUGGACUCUUUGCGACUGAACCAGACUUGGACCCUUGUACCUAGACCCCCCAACUGUUCGGUAGUUGAGUGUAAGUGGUAGUUUAAGGUUAAGGAAGAACCUAGUGAUGUUAGGUUUAAGGCUAGGUUGGUUGCGAAGGGGUUUACUCAAAAAGAGGGGGUAGAUUAUGCAGAAAUCUUUGCUCCUGUUGUUAAAUUCACCACUAUUCGUAUGAUGCUUGCUUUAGUUGCUCACCAUGAUUGGGAAAUGAAACAGAUGGAUGUAACUACUGCAUUUUUGCAUGGUGAAUUGGACAAAACAAUUUAUAUGACCCAACCUGAGGGCUUUGUGGAUCCCAAGAGAAGUGAGCAUGUCUGUUUGCUUAGGAAGGCAUUGUAUGGCCUGAAGCAAUCCCCUAGGCAGUGGAACAUCAAAUUUGAUAAAUGCAUGAUAUCUUUGAAGUUCCAAAAAUCUGUUUGUGAUCAUUGCCUGUAUUUCAAGAAUACUUCUUCUGUGCCUGUAUUUUUGUUACUCUAUGUGGAUGACAUGCUAAUAAUUAGUCCUUCUCUGAAUGCUAUAAAAGAUGUGCAGAAAUGCCUUAGUGCGAAUUUUGCCAUGAAAGACCUAGGUGAUGCCAAGAGGAUCCUAGGCAUAAACAUUGUUAGGGAUAGGAGUAAGCGUACUCUUACUUUGAAUCAGAUUUCUUACAUUGAAAAGGUUUUGAGUAAAUUCAAUAUGUUAUCUGCUUCUCCUGUUAAUGUCCCUAUGGCAUCUCACUUUGUGUUAAGUAAGGACCAGUCUCCCAAGACUGCUCCUGAAAUUGAGAAAAUGAAAUAUGUGCCUUAUUCCAGUGCAAUAGGGUCGGUGAUGUAUCGUAUGGUUAGCACUAGACCUGAUAUUGCAUAUGAGGUUAGUUGUUUGAGUAGAUAUAUGUCCAACCCUAGUUUGCCCCAUUGGAAUGCUCUUAAGUGGUUCCUUAGAUAUCUGAUUUCUACUGUGAAGCAUGGAUUAAUUUUCUCUAAAUGUGCUAGUGGUAUUGAAUUGAUUGGUUAUGUUGAUUCUAACUAUGCAAAUGAUAGAGAUAACAGGAAGUCGACCACUUCUUAUGUUUUUACUUUGUUUUUACUUUGUGUGGCUCUUGCAUUAGUUGGAAGUCUCAACUACAGCCUAUUGUGGCCCUUUCUACCACUGAGUCCGAGUAUGUUGCAGCCACAGAAGCGUUUAAGGAAGCCAUCUGGCUCAAACGCCUUGUCUCCGAAAUUGGGUUUCUCAAAAUGGGAGUUACCAUUUUCUCGGAUAGCCAAUCGGCUAUCCAACUUUGCAAAAAUCCUGUAUUUCAUGAUAUAACUAAGCAUAUUGAUGUUAGGUUCCAUUUCAUACGUGAUAUUGUUGAUGCAGGUGGAGUCAAGCUGUGCAAGAUCCCGUCCGAGUUUAACCCCGCGGAUAUGGGUACCAAGUGUCAUUCUGAUGAGAAGCACUUGUCCUGUAAACGCGUGUUAAACUUUGACUGUGGAUAACUGUGGGUUGCCUAAUAAAGUGUUUGCCCGUUGUGUCUUUUGAUAUUCCGGGUGACCCGACAAUGAUGAGUCUUGUCACAACUUUGUAUUGUUACUCUACACCACCUAGGACCAAUAUGGUGGAGAAUGUUGGAGGUAUUGGUCCUACCAAGGCCUCCCUUCCACUUUAUUUGUUGAGCCUUGCACACUCUAUUUUACUCUCUCUUGGAUAUCUUUACUUUGGUAUAUAUCCUGAUCAAAUAUAUACCUAUUUGAGUGGUUGACUUACCCACUUGGCUGGCCCCUUUGUUUGCUGUCCGCUGCAACCUCUUUGUCUUGGCUCAUACAUGUGAACUUCCCUUGUUUGAGCAGCAUGUGAGUGUCUUUUGUUUUAACCUCACCCAUGACUUCCUUGGCAGCCUAUUUGUACCCCUUGCUUCUCCCAUUGUGAAGCAGCCUGCGAGAGAGUAACACUUCCAGAGAGCAGAGCUCACUUCUUCUUCCUCCUUUGUGUGAUUGUAGAGAGGUCUUAGUGGAGAGUUGAGAUAUUGUGUGCUAUAGCUUCCUCCUAGAGUGGUGUGUGAGAGUGUGUGUAGAUAGACCUGAUCCGGAGAUGGAAGUAAACGGUCCUUAAGUCCCCCGAGCUAGCGAUCAAAAUGUAGUCCGAAAGGUAGACCUCUACAUUCUCUACAAGAUGAUAAUGGGGCUAGGAGCAAUAGAAGGGAUACCAUUACCCCGAAUAAUUCUCAAGAACAUGAAAGCCGUAGUACGUUCUAAAAGAGGUGACAUGAAUUUUUAUUUUCCUCUUUUACUUACCAUGAUUGUAACACCUCCACAUUUCCCACUCAAAAACACAUUUAAACAAUACAUUAUUUAUUAUCUUUAUUUAAAAACAUCAGAGUUUUUCAGCGGAAAUCAAAAGGGAUAUAGGGGUGCUACCGCCACACUCGGUUACCCUUAACCGAUUGCACAUGCUAAAACAACUUAAACUCAAAAUAAUUGUUCACUACAGGUCUUGAAAUAAAAUUAAACUACAAUUACAUUUUCUCUAGCGGAAGCUCUCUCGAAAUCAACAUCAGCAUCAAAUCUUCACCUAUAAAGAACAAGGUACAGAAAAAAAACACAAAGAAACAAAAAUUAGCCGAAAAUGCUAGUAAGUCUCACUUCACCCAACCCCGUAAAAUAAUAUAAUUUGAUGUAUAUGUAUAGGGAAAACAUUUUGGAGGAAAAAUCUUUUCAAAACACUUUAUGUAAAUCAUAAGUACAACAAUAUUAAUAAAAUAUUCUUGAUAGAAAGUCAAUACCAGGAUACUGGUAUCUUGAGAGAGGUUAGAGCAAUAAGUAAGAGAGGGAAAGUGUGGCUGCAAUAAAUAACCAAUGGUCCAUUACAACCGCUCAAGGGGCGCUAUUUAUACUAGUAAAAAUGCUAGGUGCAUUAAAUGCACGUACACGUGUAAGCUAAUGUAUGGUGGAGAGCCCCCCAGCUGAGGGGGUGCUGGCACGUGGCACCGCAUUUAGUGCGGUGGUCGGGCGUUAGCAGAGAGGAGCUUAUGCCGAGAAAGGAGGCCUUCGGCACCAGGGCCAAAGGCUGUCUGCUGAAGGCCGAUGCUCGAGACCAAAUUUUAGUAGCGCCGUUGGGCCAAAAGUAAUGGCGUUCUUGAGUUUGAGGCUUUCGGCCAAGGUACCGAAGGCCCUCCCUGUGAAAUAUGGGCUUCAUGGAGCUUGGGCCGCCUGGGCUUAUUGGGCCUGUUUGAGGUAGUAGGAGUAUGUGGGCCGGGGGUUCCAUACUUUCCACACUUUUCAAUGAUAAUCAAGGCAAAAACAGGAGCAACUCAACAAAUCUUAUCCACACUUUCCUCUCAAUGUGUAGAAUCAGCACAAAGACAAAGAUACAUGUGUUGCAAUGCUGAUUGAACAUGAUUGAACAUUAAGAGGGAGAUUUUUAGAGAAUAUUUAAGCUGUCCAAUCAUGUUUUAUAUCUCAUUAAGAGGGAGAUUUUUUUAUUAUAUAUAGGUUAAUCUUGUUUUCGGAGCAUUUAGCUAGUUUGUACGCCUAUUGUAGACAGGCCUAACCCUUAGACGUAUAAAGUGUGAAGGCUGGGCUCGUAAACCCUAAGCAAAGUAUCAAAAUGAAUAGAGACAUUCACAUAUUAGCUAGAGUGAGAGAGGAGUCGUACAUUGUAUAAGAAUACUACUCUGUAAUAGCAUAUACCAUUUCAAUAUUCAAUACAAGGUUUCUUCACUUCUCUAAUCGAUUUUAUUCAUGGUUAUAUUUUUGGAAAUGAGACAAACUUUUUCUUCAUUUUUCUUGAUACUAUAGCGUCAGGGUGGAAGCCUGUCAAAGGUGUUACCAUAACUGAUUUGGGGGCGAGGAGAUAUAUGUUACAGUUUUAUCAUGAGAGUGACAUGAUUAGGAUUCUCGAGGAAGGCUCAUGGGUUUAUGACCAAAAUCUUUUUGUGCUUAGUAAACUUGAGGAAGGGGACUUACCUAUGUAUGUUCCCCUAAAUAGAGCUGGUUUAUGGAUAUAGAUUCUUAAUAUAACGGUAGGAUAUUUUACUCUAAACAAAAUUGUAAGGGUUGGUAAUUUUGUGGGGAAACUUAAUUGUUAAUGUAGAUGAGUAUAAUUUUUCUGCUAAAUGAAAAUCAUUCGUGAGAAUUAGAGUUAGUCUGGAUCUAGGAAGAUCACUGAAAAAGAAGCUAUUUCUGCAAAAAGAAGAAGGAAUUAUUUUUUUGUCUUUUCAAUAUGAGAAAUUACCCAACCUUUGCUUCUUGCAUGGAAUUAUUGGGCAUGCUAAGAAGUACUGUUCUUAUAAUUCUGGAGGUAGUGUGUCAAGUGGAAAAAACCUUUUGGGUCACGGCUCAGAGCCACAAAAAGGAGAACACGGGUUGGAUAUAACAAGUGAGCAGUCCCGUAUGGUAAAGGUCUGAACAAAGGCAGGGAUGAGGCCACAGCCAGUACAGCUCACGAAGGACAAGGUGGUAUGUAUGAGGGAAAAGAGUUGGCAACAACAGGAGACAAAACAGAGCAAAAACGUAGAAGAAUAAAACAUGAAGCAUGUGAGUUUUAUAGCCAUGGCAUGGAUGCGGAACCAAGUGGGACAAAAAAUAGGAAGGAGGUGAGCUGCAGCUCCGUGGCUCGCCUAGCACAAAUUUGAAGGCCUUGCAGGCACACCACGAAAAGGAUGGAGAGGGGGAGCUCCAUCCGUUUAUGUUUUUGCAGUCUGUUAUAUUUAGUUUGAGUUUUUUUAUUCAAGUACUAUGUGGUUAUCGUUAUUGUUGACUUUAGGGGGAAGUAGGACUACAUUUUAGUUUUAUUUUGCUAAUUAGUAAUUGGUAUAGAGGCACUAAGGCUAUUUUUGCCGAUAAUAACUUUGAAACUCUCGCAUGUUCAUUGAUCAAUCUCUCAUUUUUGGAUGGUUUAUUCAAUGUUUGGUCGAGUAGUGAGGGGCAUGUUGGCU